Melanaphis sacchari is the source of this 1620-nucleotide messenger RNA. Its product is annotated as troponin T-like. Lineage: Eukaryota; Metazoa; Arthropoda; Insecta; Hemiptera; Aphididae. Gene Ontology annotation, biological process: muscle contraction. Bases 150 to 1529 code for a protein of 459 amino acids. Gene Ontology annotation, cellular component: troponin complex. The record is from RefSeq and is a predicted model, not a curated record. The transcript has 12 exons.
GUGUCAAGUGUAACGCGCUCGUCUUCCUAAGCGAAACAGUGACGAGUCCUGUUCAAUCCGGUGAAGUCCUGCGAAGUCAGCUGUCGCCGCCUUCCAGAGUCCAGAUUAUUUUAUUUUCCAUUCGAAAAGCAAAAGACAACCCAUAAACCAUGGCCGACGACGAAGCUAAGAAAGCGAAACAGGCGGAAAUCGACCGCAAAAGGGCCGAAGUGCGCAAACGUAUGGAAGAGGCGUCCAAAGCCAAGAAGGCCAAGAAGGGUUUCAUGACCCCGGAUAGAAAGAAGAAACUCCGUCUGUUGUUGAGAAAAAAGGCAGCCGAAGAGUUGAAGAAAGAACAAGAACGCAAAGCUGCCGAACGAAGGCGGAUCAUCGAAGAACGGUGUGGACAACCGAAAAACAUCGACGACGCCGGCGAAGAUACGAUCAAACGAGUAAUUAAAGAGUAUUACGACAGGAUCACAAAAUUAGAAGACCAAAAGUUCGACUUGGAAUACGUUGUGAAAAAGAAAGAUUUCGAGAUCAGCGAAUUGAACAGCCAAGUCAAUGACUUACGAGGAAAAUUCGUCAAACCAACUUUGAAGAAGGUUUCCAAAUACGAAAACAAAUUCGCAAAACUCCAAAAGAAAGCAGCGGAGUUCAACUUCAGAAAUCAACUCAAAGUAGUGAAGAAAAAGGAGUUUACCUUGGAAGAAGAAGACAAAGAAAAAAAACCCGAUUGGUCCAAAAAGGGAGACGAAAAGAAGGUAAAGGAAGAAGUGGAAUACGAGUUUAUAAAAAUUAUAUUUCUUACGUCUGUUAAUAAAAAAAAAAAGGGCGAAGGAGAAGACGGCGACGGUACCGAAGAUGAUAAGACCGACGACGGUUUGACUACAGAAGGCGAAUCGGUCGCGGGCGAUGUAACAGACGCAACGGAAGACGCGCAGAGCGAUAACGAAAUUAUCGAACCAGAACCAGUGGUUGAACCCGAACCAGAACCUCAACCACCAUCCCCAGCACCAGAAGAACUUUGGGCAUAUCUUAAGGACACCGUGUGCUCGAAUAACCCACUCAGCGUCGAUGACCUGGUUGACAAACUUAUGACUGCCGUUACAGCCAUACCACAACCCCUACUGAAUUCUGUGGUCAAAGACACUAUCAAAAAACAAAAAUCAAUUGACGAAGGAAUCGAAGGUGGUCCUCCAGCUGAAGGUGAUCCUGCAACACCUGCGGAUUCAACCGAUCCGACCGAUCCAUCCGUCGCAUCGGCCGAUCCGUCAGUGGCGCACGAUGAUCCAGCAAUCGAGACGGCGGCACCGACCGACCCAGCAACUGAAACCGCUGCGCCGAUCGAUCCGACCACCGUAGCGGCAGAACCGGUGAAUCCGACCACAGACACAACGGCCGAAGCGCAGCCUGCACCGCCGGCUGAAGGCGAACAACCUGCGGCUACCGAGGAAGUUAAGCCAGCGGAAGCGCCCGCCACAGAGGCCGCGCCAGAAACAGCGCCUACAGCAGUGGAAAAUGUACCAGAACCAGCAGCAACAGCUUAAUAAAAACAAUGCAAAAACAAAAGUCAUUCGAUCGUGCAUUCUGAAUAUUUUAUACUUAACAUCAUCAAAUACAAUCGGCAUUAUUUCACUA